AAGCUGAGAAUUGAGAUCACGGACAAAAUCCUCAACCAAAAAAAAGAUAAUCAUUAAUUAAAAAAAAAAAAUCUGCUGAAGGAAGAAGACGACGGCUAUGAAUUCUGUGUUCUCGAUCGAUGAUAUCUCCGAUCCCUAUUGGUCGACGUCCCCGGCGAUGAAUCGGAGCGCGUCGGAGUGGGCGUUAGAGCGGUUCCUCGAGGAGUUUUCUACUCCGACGACGGCGACGCUGAAUCAUCGACCGCAUCCGAUGACGGUGGCGACUUCUCCUUCUUUGGUUUCUCAAUCGUCGACUUCGAAGUUUCCAGAGGCCGAUGACGAGGUCGUGGAAAUUAAGAAGCCUGAAAAUCACCGCCAUCAUCUUCCUUCGUCGGAUGCUACUAUGCUCCCUGGGGAUUCCGAUUCGUACCGUGAAUUUCUGAAAAAUCAGCUUGAUUUGGCUUGCGCUGCUGUUGCCCUCACUCGCCCUGGGGAUUCUGUUAAUUUAUCUCAGAGUCAAUUGCCGGCGGCAGGGCCUUCUCAAUUGGGAUCUGGAGCUCACGAUGAAGGUAGGGGUCAUGGUCUCUCAACGGCUCGGGUUGAUAUUGAUGAUGGACCUCUCGUCAUUCCGGCAUUACCUCCUAUUCAAAAGAAAUUAGGAACUCAAAGUAGGCAAACAACUAGUGGAUCAUCAAAGGAGGACUCAGAUGACGAUGAUCUUGAUGGAGAUAUGGAUAACCUGGACAACCUGGAUCCUUCUGAUACAAAACGUGCUAGGAGGAUGCUGUCUAAUCGAGAGUCGGCUAGACGUUCAAGAAGAAGAAAACAAGCACAAAUGAGUGAACUUGAAACACAGGUUGGUCAACUUAGGGUUGAACAUUCAACACUUUUAAAGCGUCUUUCUGAUGUGAAUCACAAGUAUGACAACGCUGCUGUUGACAACAGAAUCUUAAAAGCUGAUAUUGAGACAUUGAGAGCUAAGGUGAAGAUGGCUGAAGAGACAGUUAAGAGAGUGACAGGACUCAAUCCACUACUUUUAGCAGCGUCCAAUGCCUCGGGCUUAUCCUCCAUGAAUGGUCAAAUGGAUGCAUCUAAUAACGCUGCUGUUGCAAUGCAACGGAACCCCAACCAGAUCUUUCAUCAAUCGGUCCAAGGUAUAACCGCACCCAUUCCACAUCAUCAGAGAUUAGAUGGCAGUGGCGGCUACCAUGGUAACAACUCGAUGUCACUUGUUGGGAACCCGAGGAACGAUGUUGCUCCACAGAGUGAUGUCGGGGGAAACAAAUUGCCUGACAUGCCUUCAAUUCAGCAUUCGGGUAGAGUUGGUAACUUGCCGAAGCAUCUCAGCCCAGGAACAAACACAGCGGGUGAAGCAUUGUCUGGUUGGGGAGCUGAAGUUCCCCAGGCAGUAGCCAAAAAUAACAAGCAGAACCGUAUUUAGUGCUUCGUAUACCAUUUUAGAUAUGGGGCCUAGAAAUUUACUCAGCUGAAUAAGAUAUUGGGUUCAGAAUUAUGUUUUUAAUUUCUGUUGCGUCUUUAUAUUAUUAUUAUUAUCAUUAUUAUUAUGUUUAUCAAUGUUUGCCUAGAUCCAUUUCUUUAACGAAAUUAUACUAGGGGAAAAAUAAGACCCCUGAUAGAUAA
Humulus lupulus (European hop) is the source of this 1620-nucleotide messenger RNA. RefSeq names its product light-inducible protein CPRF2. The record is from RefSeq and is a predicted model, not a curated record. Gene Ontology annotation, molecular function: DNA-binding transcription factor activity. NCBI's taxonomy places the organism in Eukaryota, Viridiplantae, Streptophyta, Magnoliopsida, Rosales, Cannabaceae. The transcript is spliced from 6 exons. Gene Ontology annotation, biological process: regulation of DNA-templated transcription. The coding region runs from base 98 to 1420 and encodes 440 amino acids.